Otolemur garnettii (small-eared galago) is the source of this 1058-nucleotide messenger RNA. RefSeq names its product syntaxin 8 (gene STX8). The transcript has 8 exons. Gene Ontology annotation, molecular function: SNARE binding; SNAP receptor activity. Bases 106 to 930 code for a protein of 274 amino acids. Gene Ontology annotation, biological process: vesicle fusion; intracellular protein transport. The record is from RefSeq and is a predicted model, not a curated record. Gene Ontology annotation, cellular component: endomembrane system; SNARE complex. NCBI's taxonomy places the organism in Eukaryota, Metazoa, Chordata, Mammalia, Primates, Galagidae.
GGCUCCGGUCGCGCACUGGCCGAACUGCGGGAAGUGAGCCGCGCGGGCCGCCGUAGUCAGCUGCUGUAAGCAGGAAGUGUACGAGCAGAGGGCGGAAUCUGCAGGAUGGCACCGGACCCCUGGUUCUCCACAUAUGAUUCUACUUGUCAAAUUGCUCAAGAGAUUGCUGAGAAAAUUCAACAACGAAACCAGUAUGAAAGAAAAGGUGAAAAGACACCCAAGCUUACGGUGACAAUCAGAGCUUUGUUGCAGAACCUGAAGGAAAAGAUCGCCCUUUUGAAGGACUUAUUGCUAAGAGCUGUGUCAACACAUCAGAUAACACAACUUGAAGGGGAUCGAAGACAGAACCUAUUGGACGAUCUCGUAACUCGAGAGAGACUACUUCUGGCAUCCUUUAAGAAUGAGGGUGCUGAACCAGAUCUAAUCAGGUCCAGCCUGAUGAAGGAAGAAGCUAAGCGAGGAGCACGCAACCCUUGGCUCUUUGAGGAGCCAGAGGAAACCAGAGGUUUGGGUUUUGAUGAAAUCCGGCAACAGCAACAGAGAAUUAUCCAAGAACAGGACGCAGGCCUUGAUGCCCUUUCCUCUAUCAUAAGUCGCCAAAAACAAAUGGGGCAGGAAAUUGGGAAUGAACUAGAUGAACAAAAUGAGAUAAUUGAUGACCUUGCCAACCUAGUGGAGAACACAGAUGAAAAACUUCGCACAGAAACCAGGCGAGUGAACAUCGUGGACAGGAAGUCAGCCUCUUGUGCCCUGUGGGACCAGCAAACACUGACUGGGUUUGGAAGUACUGUCAGAAGCCCUGGGACAGUGUGUUCAGCAUACUCAGGAUGCUUCCCUGAUAUCGUCUCCCAGCAUUUGGGAGAAAGAGCACCUCAACACAGUGUUUUGCUAACCCAGCGUACCUGUUCAGGAGUUCCUCAUUACAUUUAAGUGGUCCUCAUUUAUAUACUGAUUUUUCUUUUAUAUUUGUCCAUUGAAAUGAAAUGAAGAAUUCAAUUCUAGUAAUAAUUCAAAUUACCCAAGUUGAUGAGUAAGCCUUAGGUGAGGAGGGAAAGGAA